GGGUCCUGGGGCUGGUGGGAGCGGGAUGUGGCAAGAGGUCUCCGCAGCUGGCGAAAGAACACCACGUGGAGGUCGUGACCGCGGACGUUCGCGUCUUGGCGGCCAGCCCGGGUGUUUCUCUCUAGGCCCUUAACGAGCAUUCGGUGUGUGUGGAGGAGGGAUCGCGCCCUCCCUGCGGGCUUUCCCUGAACUGAGGCGGAGGUGGAAGGAGUUGGAGCCGGUCUCUCCUCAGCUUCUGGCCUGGAGUGGGGGAUCGCGCCCCCCGGCGGGAAGCGCUGCUCCAGUGCCGGCUUCCCAGGGAUGUGUGGUCCUGACCUUCUCUCCAGAUGCUGAGGUACCUGUAUUCUUGGCAUAGGCCCAUACUCAGCUGUAGAUGCAGUAGGCUGUGCCUUCUGAAGCAAUAUCUGUUUACAAUGAAGUUACAAUCUCCAGAAUUCCAAUCUCUCUUCACAGAAGGAUUGAAGAAUGUGACAGAAUUAUUUGUCAAAGAGAACCAUGAAUUAAACCAUGAAUUAAGAAUAGCAGGAGGAGCAGUGAGGGAUUUAUUAAAUGGAGUGAAGCCUCAGGAUGUGGAUUUUGCUACCACUGCUACCCCUACACAGAUGAAGGACAUGUUUCAGGCAGCUGGGAUUCGGAUGAUCAACAACAAAGGAGAAAAACAUGGAACGAUCACUGCCAGGCUUCACGAAGAAAAUUUUGAAAUUACUACGCUGCGGAUUGAUGUUGUUACUGAUGGAAGACAUGCCGAGGUAGAAUUCACAACUGACUGGCAGAAAGAUGCUGAACGCAGAGAUCUCACUAUAAAUUCUAUGUUCCUAGGUUUUGAUGGUACCUUAUUUGACUACUUUAAUGGUUAUGAAGAUUUAAAAAAUAAGAAAGUUAGAUUUGUUGGACAUGCUAAACAGAGAAUACAAGAAGAUUAUCUCCGAAUUUUAAGAUACUUCAGGUUUUAUGGGAGAAUUGUAGAUAAACCUGGUGACCAUGAUCCUGAGACUUUGGAAGCAAUUGCAGAAAACGCAAAAGGCUUGGCUGGAAUAUCAGGAGAGAGGAUUUGGGUGGAACUGAAAAAAAUUCUUGUUGGUAACCAUGUAAAUCAUUUGAUUCACCUUAUCUAUGACCUUGAUGUGGCUCCUUAUAUAGGUUUACCUGCUAACGCAAGUUUUGAAGAAUUUAACAAAGUCAGUAAAAAUGUCGAAGGUUUUUCACCAAAGCCAAUGACUCUUUUGGCGUCAUUAUUUAAAGUACAGGAUGAUGUCACAAAAUUGGAUUUGAGGUUGAAGAUUUCAAAAGAAGAGAAAAACCUUGGUUUAUUUUUGGUUAAAAAUAGGAAAGAUUUAAUCAAAGCCACAGACAGUUCCGAACCAUUGAAGCCCUAUCAAGACUUCAUUAUAGAUUCUAGGGAACCUGAUGCGACUCUCCGAGUAUGUGAACUGCUCAAGUACCAGGGAGAACACUGUCUUCUGAAGGACAUGCAGCAGUGGUCUGUUCCUCCAUUUCCUGUGAGCGGCCAUGACAUUAGAAAAGUGGGCAUUUCUUCAGGAAAAGAAAUCGGGGCUCUAUUACAACAGUUGCGAGAACAGUGGAAGAAAAGUGGUUACCAGAUGGAAAAAGAUGAGCUCCUCAGUUACAUCAAGAAACCGUAAACUGCUGAGAGCUGGCUACUAAACAGUUUUUUGGUAAGACUAGCUUUUUUUCUCCCUUCUUUUAGUGAGACUUAAGAAACUCCAGAUGAAUAAAAGCCAGUUUACAAUGACUUUAGAAUGAAAAAUUUUACUUCAGGCACUGAAAUCUCCCUUGCAAGAAAAGUAUAGACUUUUUAAAAAUUUUAGGGCAGUGGAAGUUGUUUAUUGUCUACGAUCAAAAUAAUGGAAUUACUUUGUACAAUGUUUAAGCCUCAGUUCUCUGAAUUCCAAAAUAAAGUUGUGCCUGAAAAGAAAA
This is a messenger RNA of Tupaia belangeri chinensis (Chinese tree shrew), 1938 nucleotides long. It is a transcript of the gene TRNT1, whose product is annotated as tRNA nucleotidyl transferase 1. Gene Ontology annotation, biological process: mitochondrial tRNA 3'-end processing; tRNA 3'-terminal CCA addition. Gene Ontology annotation, cellular component: mitochondrion. Lineage: Eukaryota; Metazoa; Chordata; Mammalia; Scandentia; Tupaiidae. Gene Ontology annotation, molecular function: tRNA binding; nucleotidyltransferase activity. The transcript has 8 exons. The coding region runs from base 327 to 1643 and encodes 438 amino acids. The record is from RefSeq and is a predicted model, not a curated record.